Xyrauchen texanus (razorback sucker) is the source of this 3319-nucleotide messenger RNA. RefSeq names its product hypoxia-inducible factor 1-alpha-like. Gene Ontology annotation, biological process: cellular response to hypoxia; regulation of transcription by RNA polymerase II. The record is from RefSeq and is a predicted model, not a curated record. Gene Ontology annotation, molecular function: DNA-binding transcription factor activity, RNA polymerase II-specific; RNA polymerase II transcription regulatory region sequence-specific DNA binding; protein dimerization activity. NCBI's taxonomy places the organism in Eukaryota, Metazoa, Chordata, Actinopteri, Cypriniformes, Catostomidae. The transcript has 15 exons. The coding region runs from base 157 to 1959 and encodes 600 amino acids.
AGGAGGGGAGCUAGAAUGAAGGACAAAGAGUGAGGACUUUUCCCCCACUUAAUUUUUGAAGUUCAUCUGGCUCUCAUUAUUUGGCAACACUAGGAUACACAGAGGAUCAGAGCAAUAGAGUUACAGCUGGGAGAACUUGAAGCAACAGAAAGAAACAUGCCCAGUUUGGAGCAGCGGAAGGUGCGUUCGCGAGAUGCGGCACGCUGUAGGAGGAGUCAGGAGACUGAGGUGUUCUACGAGCUGGCCCACUCUCUACCUCUCCCACGACGGGUCGCCUCCCACCUUGACAAAGCUGCCAUCAUGAGGGUGACACUCAGCUAUCUGCGCAUGAACAGCCUGAUCCAAUCCGCAGGUUCUACCAAAACACAAUCUCAUGAGGAGAACGAAGAUCCCACUGAUAGGUUUUAUCAGCAGGCAUUGGCUGGUUUCGUCAUGGUGAUGACAGAGGAAGGGGACAUGGUUUUCCUUUCAGAGAGCGUUGGCAAAUAUAUUGGCAUAACACAGCUGGAGCUGCUUGGACAGAGUGUGUAUGAGUUUGUUCAUCCCUGUGAUCAAGAAGAAUUGCGAGACAUCCUCACCACCAGACCAGGACUUUCAAAGAAAAAGACGGAAAAGUUGACCGAACACAAUUUCUUUCUUCGUAUGAAGAGCACUCUCAUGCACACAGGAAGGACCGUUAAUAUGAAGUCCGCCACCUGGAAGGUCCUUCAUUGCACUGGGCAUAUACAGACUCUCAGCAGUGAGGAUGAAAGUUUGACCCCUGGUGGUAGCUUCCUGACAUUGCUGUGCGAGCCCAUUCCCCACCCCUCCAGUGUUGAGUUCCCGCUAGAUAGCAGCACAUUCCUCACACGCCAUAACCUUGACCUGACUUACACACAGUGUGACGGACGAGUCACUGAGCUUGUUGGAUACAAACCAGAUGAUCUGAUUGGCCGGUCAGCCUAUGAAUUGUACCAUGCUCUUGAUUUUGAUCAUGUGACCAGGAGUUUGCACAUCUUGUUCUCCAAAGGUCAGGUGUGCACCAGUCAAUACCGCUUCCUGGCUAAGAAUGGAGGCUAUGUCUGGACUGAGACCCAAGCCACCAUUCUCUAUAACAGCAAGACCUCUCAACCUGAAGCUGUGGUCUGCCUCAACUUUAUCCUCAGUGGGGUGGAACAGGCAGAUGUGGUGUUCUCAUUAGAACAGACUAAUGAUAAACCAGUGCCUAAAGCUGUCAAGCUGAACCUGCUUGAAGAGGAGGACUCGGACAUGGAGGUGAGCAGCACUGCUAAGCUCUUCCUACAGAUGAAGGAGAAUCCCGAGGAAUUACUGCAGCUGGCACCCCACUCUGGCGACACCAUCAUUUCUCUGACAGAUGGUGUGGAUUUGUCAUUCUGCCGUCCACCAAGUCCCAACGGUGUCCCAGAAUGCCCUCAGGACCUCUGUACACCUGAACUCCGCCAGCUCCUUUCUCCAAUAUUCGACAAACCUUCCAAUUCCCCUGCGAGUCCAGCUGAAGAGCUGCCUAUGGAGAUGGAUGUGGUGGAGAAGUUCUUCGCCCUCAAACCUGAGGAGAGCGUAACGCUGAAAGCCCAAACAGAGAAUAUGGAUGAGCUUGAUCUGGACAUGCUGGCUCCAUAUAUCUCCAUGGAUGAUGACUUCCAGUUGACCUUCCUACCCCAGUGUCCUGAGACAGUUACAUCUUCUCCAGAAAUGCUAAACAACACUUCAAGGAAACGAUGUUUAGAAGAUGAGGAAGACAAUGACAUUCCUGCUCUGGCUGCCAAAUUGGAGAAAAGAGAGAUGAGCAGCUCCAUAGAGGAAAGGCGUCUGCUCAGCCACAGCUUACUGAAUGGCCUGGCCGAUAAUGAUGGUACAGAAGAUUUCGAGCCGCCACCUCAAAAGCGAAGUCAGCUUUUGACUGACAGAGACCCUCUGCUGGGGGGGGUGCAGGCUUUGUGUGAUACGGCAGCCACCUGAUUUAUUGAGGCCAAUUGCUGAGACCAUGUCAACCCUUACUUGAGGAGAUGACACAGUUGACCACACAGCUUUCAGUGAAUAUAGUGACCGGUUACAUGGAGGAUUAUGAAUAAUCCACUUCCUCUUCACACUCAACAUGUAUCAGUAUUACAUAGUGAUUCACACUCAACACACAGGAGGAUAAUUGGCCUAAAAAUUCUGUGUUCUAUAUUCUAAUGUUUUCUUUUCUUAAGUGAUACUCCAGCAAAAAUUGUAACCAAAAUAGACCCUAGUUUGUAGACCUAGUAGAAUUAGUCAAAUAAAACCAUUGGUAUGGGCUCUCCCCCAUCCUCGGCUGAGAACUUGAUUUUAGAAUUGACAGUUAGUUGUUAGAAACAUUUCUUAAAGUCUUUGCGGUUGGGUUUGAAUUCGUCCAAAGCACAAAUACGGCCAAAAGGGUUUAAAACCGAAGAUAAACUGAUCAGGAUAUGUCGGGAAUAGUGUUAACACAUUGUACCACAUUUAAUGGUAAUCUCACUGUAAAACUGUACAUUUUUCUAAAAGAGGCUGUAUUUUAUGAAACAAUGAUCUACUUCACCAACCUAUUUCUUGCAACAAAAAAGGGUGGUUCUGUCUAUGUUAGAAUCAUGGGUUAGAGCAGAAAAGGGCUUACUAUAAGUGGAUGUAAUCAUGCUCUUGAAUUAAAAGAUAAUUCAUUGAGGCCAUACGUGACAAACGCAACAAAUACUCUCAGUGACAUCUUUUUAUAAAGGAUUUUAUAUACUUUACAAUUACGACUUGUAAGUGUAUCUAUACUUGUGCGUCUUUUGGUGUUCAACUACAAAUCCUUAUGUUUUCUGUCCUUGUGUCACUUUGAAACUGUCAUAAUUACAUCUGUAAUGGCUUUCAAAGAGACUGUGUUGCUGAUACUGCAGUUAUAUUGACAGAAAGCCUUAUCUGUUGUCUUUUGAACCCUACGUUGACUUGUUAACAAGACAGAUGUAUUGAUCAGAUGAUUGAAAGAGUUUUGCAGUAAGUGAUAAUCUUUGCUCUCUAAAUUUUAAUCUGGAUCUGUUCAAGAUCAUCUGAUACACAGUAGGAAUAUUAUUUUUAAAUGGUGGCAUAAAGGAUUAGUUGUGGUGCUUUUUUCAGUUGACUGUGAAUCAGAAAUGUUCCCCUAAUUUCUGUAUGCUGUACAGAUGUGAUUCAAGGGGCCUUUUUGAAAUGGUGGCAUAUAAAGACACCUGCCUUUCUCAAAUGUAUAACAGUUCUUCAAAUACUCCAUAGACUUUGUGUAUAUAACCUUCUGUAUUUUUGCAUUUAUUUCCUAUGUACCUUUACCUUGUAUUGACUGAUAAAGAAAUAAAACAUUUUAAACACA